This is a messenger RNA of Neohortaea acidophila, 2310 nucleotides long. Its product is annotated as peptidase M28. NCBI's taxonomy places the organism in Eukaryota, Fungi, Ascomycota, Dothideomycetes, Mycosphaerellales, Teratosphaeriaceae. The coding region runs from base 1 to 2310 and encodes 769 amino acids. The record is from RefSeq and is a predicted model, not a curated record. The transcript is spliced from 3 exons. Gene Ontology annotation, molecular function: carboxypeptidase activity.
AUGCCCUCCGAAAGCACCCCACUCUUGCAAACUGUCCCCGUAGCGGAGCAGCACCAGCGAUACCCACAUCGAUCGCUGCGUAGAUACUGCACCAUUGCGCUCGCCUGCAUCCCCAUCGUCACCCUCGUCGUGAUCCUCGUCCUCAUAGGCAUCGGAGCUCGCGGCGAUGUGCUGGGCAAUGGCGACGACGAUGCCGUGCUUCUUGCCCUGACGAAAGGCGGACUGCCGCACAAGUCGUGGCCUGCAUCGCAAGGCCUGAGCUAUGCCGAGCUGAAAGACAUCCUACGAGACACCCCCGAUCCGAUGAAAGCGAGGGAAUGGAGCCAGUACUACGCUUCAGGCCCGCACCUCUGCGGCAAGAAUCUGAGUCAAGCGGAGUGGACGCGAGACUUGUGGGAAGAGUUCGGUGUCAAGCACUCGGAGAUUGUGACCUAUGAUCUAUAUCUCAACUACCCCGUGGACAGCGGGCUGGCCCUGUUGGAAGAUGGCAAGGUGGUGUUCAAAGCCACUCUGGAGGAAGACGUGCUGCCCGAGGACCCCACGACUGGUCUCGAGGACAGAAUCCCGACCUUCCAUGGCUACUCCGCGAGCGGCGAUGUGACGGCGCAGUAUGUCUUCUGCAACUACGGCAUGUAUGAUGACUACGAGGAACUCGAGAAAGCCGGCGUGGACUUGAAGGGCAAGAUCGCCUUGGUCAAGUACGGUGGCAUCUUCCGUGGCCUCAAAAUCAAAGGGGCCGAGGAGAAGGGCAUGGUUGGCGUGAUCAUGUACGACGAUCCUGGUGACGAUGGGGAGUUUACGGAGGAGCAUGGGUUCAAGCCUUACCCGCAUGGACCUGCCAGGAACCCAAGCAGCUUGCAGAGAGGGAGUGUGUCAUACUUGAGCGUCGCACCCGGCGACCCAACAACCCAAGGCUACCCAUCCAAACCAGGAGUACCUCGCCAGUCUGUCGAAGGCAAGAUUCCAAGCGUUCCAUCCCUACCAAUCUCUUACGCGGAAGCACUUCCGUUGCUCAAGGCUCUGAACGGACAUGGGCCGAAUGCGUCAUCCUUCCCUUCGUCCUGGCAUAACGGGGGACUGGGCUACAAGGGCGUGGAGUACAGCGUCGGACCGUCGCCCGAGUCGUCAACCGUCCAUUUGAUGAACGAACAGGAAUACGUCAUCACGCCGGCAUGGAACGUGAUUGGUGUCAUCAAUGGCUCGAUUCCGGACGAGGUAAUCCUGAUCGGCAACCACCGCGAUGCUUGGAUCGCUGGCGGUGCAGGCGAUCCCAACUCCGGGUCCGCCGCACUCAACGAAAUCAUCCGAUCCUUCGGCAAAGCCCUCGAGAAAGGCUGGAGGCCGCAAAGGACCAUCGUCUUCGCAUCGUGGGAUGGGGAAGAGUACGGCUUGCUGGGCUCCACCGAAUGGGUGGAAGAAUACCUGCCCUGGCUGUCCGACGCAGCCAUAGCGUAUGUCAACGUCGACGUGGGCGCCGUCAGCCCCAACCUCCGCACCUCGGCUGCUCCGGUGUUGAACAAGGCACUCUACGACAUCACAAGCUCCGUGCAAUCCCCCAACCAAACGACUAAAGGCCAAACUGUCCGCGACCUCUGGGACGGCCUAAUCUUCACAAUGGGAUCGGGUAGUGACUACACCGCCUUCCAGGACUUUGCGGGCAUCUCUUGCAUCGACAUUGGCUAUAGUGCUCAAGGCCCCGCGGAUCCUGUCUAUCAUUACCACAGCAACUACGACAGCUUUUACUGGAUGGACAAUUUCGGCGACCCGGGCUUCCUCUACCACACUUCUAUCGCACAGGUCGCCGGCCUUCUCGUCGCGAAGCUGGUCGAGGAACCUGUCAUCUCUUUCAAUGCCACCGACUACGCGUUCAGCCUGGAACGCUACCUGAACAGCCUAAAAGAGACUGUACCCAAGGAAGACGCACCUCGCAACUUCUUCGGUGCCCUCGACGCCGCAAUCGAAGCCUUCCAACGCGUCUCCGUCGCCUUUGACCACACAGCCUCGAAACUAAUCGAUCUGGCGAGCAGCAAGAAGCCAGGGAAUCGCGCGGAGCUGUACAGAUCCAUCCGCAGCCUCAACACCAAGUACAAGCUGCUGGAACGCCAGUUCCUUCACGCUCCGGGGCUCGACAGCCGCUCGUGGUUCAAGCAUGUCGUUUUCGCGCCGGGAUUGUGGACGGGGUAUGCGGGGGCUACGUAUCCGGGGUUGGUGGAGGCGGUGGCGGACAAGAAUGAGACUGCGAUUCGGAAGUGGGCGGAGAUUAUUGAGGGUGCGGUGCACCGCGCGACGGAUCUGUUGAUUCCACAAUGA